CCUCUCUCUCUCUGCGCACAAUCUGCACAGAUCCCAUGCUUUUUAAACACAUGGCCACGGACUUUGCCACGACAUCCCAAAGUCAAAGUCUAUCCAUGUGUUCUACAACUCACCGACUGAACGGCAAAAGUUAUGUUCUUCACAACUAUGCCCUCUAGCUUUCCGAAGCAUCUCUAAACAGCCAAAUGAAAACAUGUUAAUAUUAUAAUGCUUUCGUCUGAAUACGGGAAAUCGAGGUAGAUGAUAGUAAAGAAGAGAUUAGCGUGAAAACAGAGAAUAAUACAAUGUCAUUCUGAAGGUAUGGAGCUCCAUAAUUACAUAGGACAUUUCUAUGUUUAAAAAACGUUAAAAAAAAGAAAAGGAAAAGUUUGGGAGAGUUUGAGGCAAAGUAUGGCGCGAGAGAAGAUUGGAGAAACCGAAGUGGUGAACGUGAAGAAACAGAGGAAAAAGACCAAGAAAGAGCACAAAACACGGACUGUUCAUUCUAACAUUUUAUAUGAUCGAACCAAAGGCGAGGACAACCCAAAUAGACACUAUUCAGACAAUGAGAUUAAAACCACAAAAUAUACUCUUCUCUCUUUUCUGCCGAAGAAUCUGUUCGAGCAGUUCCAUAGGUUUGCCAACGUAUACUUCGUGUUCAUCGCCCUGCUGAAUUUUGUUCCAGUUUGUAAUGCUUUCCAACCACAGCUGGCCCUGGCACCAGUGGUCUUCAUCUUGUCUGUCACUGCCAUCAAAGACCUUUGGGAGGAUUACAGAAGACACAGAUCCGAUAAAGAAAUCAACCACAUGGAUUGUUUGGUCUAUAGCAGGCCAGAGCACCAGUACAUGGAACGGUUCUGGAAGGAGGCGCGUGUUGGGGAUUUCAUUAGACUGCGCUGUAAUGAGAUCCUGCCUGCAGAUGUUCUACUCCUCAGUUCCAGCGACCCGGACCGCCUUGUCCACAUCGAGACAGCUACCCUGGAUGGAGAGACCAACCUCAAACAGAGACGGGUUGUCUGCAGCUUCCUAGACCUGGAUUGUGAUUUUGACCCGUCCAAAUACAACAGCGUCAUAGAAUGUGAGAAGCCUAACAAUGACCUGGCCAGGUUCCGUGGCUACAUUACCCAUCGCAGUGGAAGGAGAGAUGGCCUGUACAAAGACAACUUGCUGCUGAGGGGCUGUACCAUCCGCAAUACAGAGGAGUGUGUGGGGAUCGUCAUCUAUGCAGGUCAUGAGACUAAAGCCAUGCUGAACAACAAUGGCCCCCGCUACAAACGCAGUAAACUGGAGAAACAGAUGAACGUGGACGUGGGCUGGUGUGUCAUCAUCCUAUUGGUCAUGUGCCUGUUCUCUGCUAUCGGUCAUGGCUUGUGGAUGUAUCAGUACGGAGAUAAGAGACCCGUGUUUGAUGUCCUUAGUCCUGAAGGAGCCGAGCUGUCACCUGUCCUGUCUGCCAUCUAUCUCUUCCUCACCAUGAUCAUCGUCUUUCAGGUCCUGAUCCCCGUCUCGCUGUUCGUGUCCAUAGAGAUUGUGAAGAUCUGUCAGGUGUAUUUCAUCCAUCAGGACCAAGACCUGUACGAUGAGGAGACUGACUCUCAUCUGCAGUGUAGAGCUCUGAACAUCACCGAAGACCUUGGGCAGAUGCAGUACAUCUUCUCUGACAAGACCGGAACACUCACAGAGAACAAGAUGGUGUUCAGGAGAUGUACGGUGGCCGGGGUGGAGUAUAGUCAUGAUGCCAACGCGAGGCGUCUGGCCAUGUACCAGGACCUGGUGGACUCCGAGGAGGAGGACUGUACGUCCCACAGUGGCACCUUGCCCAGACGGGACAGCGUCACCAGCAACCAGAGUGCUGCCAAGGUGGUGCUGCGCUCCCAGAGCACCAAGUCCCACCGCAGGACUGGCAGCCGGGCCGAAGCCAAGAGGGCCAGCAUCCUGUCCAAACACACUGCAUUCAGCAGCCCCAUGGAGAAGGACAUCACGCCUGACCCUCAGCUCCUGGAGAAGGUCAACCACUGCAGCAGCCAGAUGACCUUCAAGAGGUUCCACAGCCAGUCCCUCUCUCAGCUGCCCUCUGACCUCACGGACAUCAUCGACUUCUUCAUCGCCCUCACCAUCUGUAACACAGUGGUGGUGUCAUCACCCAAUCAGCCCCGGCAGAAGGUGCGGAUGAGGUUUGGGCUAAAGUCCCCAGUGAAGACUAUCGAGGACUUCAUCAAGCGCUUUACCUCCAGCCGUCUCACCUCCAACUCCAACAGCAGCAGCUCUUCCAGCCUCAACCGCUCCUCCCACCGCGAUUGUUCCAGUGUCCUCUCCUCCCCCUCUGCCGAGAGCACCCUGACUAAAUUAGAUGAGGAGCAUCACCUUGGAGGUCCGGUGGGUUUGGAACAUGCCUUCUCCCCUGUCCCUCCUCACACUACCGAGGGAGAGCCCGGGGCCCUAGAGGAAGGAGAGCUCCGCUACGAGGCAGAGUCACCUGACGAGGCUGCCCUGGUGUAUGCGGCGCGUGCCUACAAGUGUUCUCUGGUUGGCCGGCUACCUGAUCAGGUGACGGUGGAGCUACCUGACCUGGGGAAGCUAAGCUUUGAGCUGCUCCACACUCUGGGGUUUGACUCCACCAGAAAGAGGAUGUCUGUGGUGGUGAGACACCCGCUAACAGAUCAGAUCACCGUCUACACUAAAGGAGCUGACUCUGUCAUCAUGGACCUCAUCACACUGCCAUCUACAGAUGAUUCCAAAGGGAAACGCCAAAGAAAGAUCCUAUACAAGACCCAGAAUUACCUGAACCUCUAUGCUGCUGAUGGUCUUCGUACUCUCUGCAUCGCUAAAAAGGUUAUGACUAAGGAGGAGUAUGCUGUCUGGUUGCGACAUCAUCUGGAGGCAGAGACGGCCAUACAGGGAAGAGAAGAGCUGCUGUUUCAGUCUGCUCUGAGACUGGAGAUUAACCUGCAUCUAUUAGGAGCAACGGGUGUAGAGGACCGUCUACAAGAUGGUGUCCCAGAGACCAUUGCGUCGCUGCGGAAGGCAGGGCUCCAGAUCUGGGUUCUGACGGGGGACAAACAGGAGACAGCCAUCAACAUCGCCUAUGCUUGCAAGCUGCUGGAACCGGACGACGAGAUCAUCACACUCAACGCUGACUCUCAGGAGGCGAUGGCAGUCCUUCUAGAUGAGAGUCUACACUACAUCCAGGCUAAGUUCCUGUCCUCGGAUCCUUCCAGAUCCUUUCAGAAAGACUACGCUCCAGCCUACUCCUUCCCCCCUCCUCCUCCUCCCUCCCCCUCCUCCUCCCAGACCCAGUCCUUCCUGGUGCACCGGCUGGGUUUGGUGAUUGACGGGCGGACGCUGGCCUACGCGCUGGACAGCAGCCUAGAUGAGAAGUUCCUGGCGGUGGCGAGGAGCUGUCGGUCAGUCCUCUGCUGUCGCUCCACACCGCUGCAGAAGAGUAUGGUGGUUAAACUGGUCCGGAACAAACUGAAGGUCAUGACACUGGCCAUAGGUGAUGGGGCUAAUGAUGUCAGCAUGAUUCAGGUGGCUGAUGUGGGCGUGGGCAUCUCAGGACAAGAGGGCAUGCAGGCUGUGAUGGCUAGCGACUUUGCCCUACCACGUUUCCGGAACCUUCAGAAGCUCCUGCUGGUCCAUGGUCACUGGUGUUACUCCAGACUGGCCAACAUGAUACUGUACUUCUUCUACAAGAACGCUAUGUUCGUAGCGCUGAUCUUCUGGUACCAGUUCUACUGUGGUUUCUCUGGGUCAGCCAUGAUAGACCAGUGGUAUCUGAUCUUCUUCAACCUCAUGUUCUCUGCCUUCCCUCAACUCAUCACCGGGACCCUGGAUAAAGAUGUAUCCUCAGAGACCCUCCAAGAACUGCCUCAGCUCUACAUGAACGGACAGAACUCAGAGGAAUACAAGCCAUAUAUGUUCUGGAUGACCAUGAUAGAUGCCUUCUACCAAAGCCUGGUCUGCUUCUUUAUACCCUACUGUGCCUAUGCUGACUCUGAUGUGGACUUGUUGACCUGGGGAACCCCCAUCACCACCCUGGCUCUGUUUACUAUACUGAUACACCUGGGCUUGGAGACCAAGACCUGGACGUGGAUGAACUGGGUGUCCAUCACCUUCAGUGUGGGUCUGUUCUUUACUGUGGCUCUGUGUUACAACGCUUCCUGUCCCACAUGCUACUCCCCCUCCAACCCUUACUGGACCAUGCAGAGACUGUUGGGGGAACCGCUCUUCUACCUACUCUGUGUCAUCACUCCUGUAGCCGCCCUGCUGCCCAGAUACUUCUACAGGGCGUGUCAGAGCUCUCUGUUCCCCACUCCAGUCCAGGUCGGCAGGCAGCUGGACAAACUUCCCAGUGACACCCGUAGAAACAUCCUCAGUCUCAGCCGAGUCCAGGCCGGGUCACUUCUGCAUCUCAGACCGCCUUUCCUGUCUUCACUUUCCUUCACUGGACCCUUGACUAAAGACUGCAGCCACAGGGCCACUUCCACCCAGAACCAGUACAGCUUCACCAGGGGCUCGGCCAAGAGUUCUGAGGGCCGUCUGGACCUGUCCUUACGGGGGGAUGAGGCUGGGAAGGAUCAGGGUAAGGGCUGGGGCUCUGGCAGUCCUGGAGACAGUCAGAGGAGGCUUGAAGAUGAUGAUCAGUACACACUGGCCUCCACAGAGACUGAUACUCUGCCUUAUACCAAAGCCAAAGAAGCUCCUCGGCCUGAGGCAGGGUGUAUGGCUGGAACAGGGGCUGGGAGUAUGGCUGGAACAGGGGCUGGGAGUAUGGCUGGAACAGGGGCUAGGAGUAUGGCUGGAGCCGGGAGUAUGGCUGGAGCAGGGGCUGGGAGUAUGGCUGGAGCAGGGGCCGGGCCUGAUUACCUUCAGGCUCCUCUCACCCAGGACAAUGACUGUCAGGACAUUACUCUUCUUGAUCCCUCGGACCUAAAUCUGUCCAGCUUUAUCACCUCCACACCUCUUCUGACCACAACCCAGUCAGAGACCAUCCAACUGACUCUGCCCCCUGCUGGUGGUUCCCAGUCUGCAGCCUACAGACGGAACUAUGAGAACCAUGACACUACGCCACACAGACCACCUGACCACAGGCUCCUCCCUCCUACAGACAGACCAGAACACCCCCAGGCCAUGCCCACCUGUCCUAAAGAAAACGUGUGGCUCCAAACCACCUCUCUAUGAUGUAUUAUAGCCUUAAUAUCUAUGUAUUGUUCUUCUCAGAUUUACAUGAUAGCUCUAUUGAAUUCUAUUUUUCAAGAGGAUUUAUUUUAUCAAAGUUAUUAUCAUCAUUAUUCAUGUACAUUUAGAUGUUUUUUGUUAUAGGUCCAAUAGCAGCCGCUUUCAUCUCCAUAUCAAAUCAUUUCUGGGUAACAAUUAACUACCGUAACUGAUUGUUUUCAAUUAAAAGGGUCAAAAAGAAACAUAUCAAUUUCUCAAGCAAGAAUUUAGCUAGGACUGUCUGGGAGUGGUUUGAGUGGGGAGGGGAAAACUGAAAACUAGAACUCUUUCUUAUUGGUCUGUUAACUAAUUUACCGCAUGGUGAUGUCACCAGGCAGGUCAAAACGACAUCCCACCAAAACAGGCGGAAAUUUGAGGCGGUCUUUUCAAACAGCUUUUACACUAACAGGACAUAAACAUACUUUUCAACAUUCCACAGUGUUAUUCCAAUAUCAUAGUAUGGAAAUAUACACUCACCAGACAGUUUAUUAGGUACACCCAUUUAGUACCGAGUCGGACCCCCCUUUGCCUCCAGAACAGCCUGAAUUCUUUGUGGGCAUGGAUUCUAAAAGGUGUUGGAAACAUUCCACAGGGAUGUUGGCCCAUGCUGAGAUGAUGGCAUCGCAUAGUUGCUGCUGAUUGGACGACGGUACGUUCAUGCUACCAGCGGCCUGUUCCUUCUCAUCCCAAAGAUACUCUAUUGGGUUUGGACAGCAACAAUGUUCACAUGCUGUGGCGUUCAAUCCUUGCUCAAUUGGUAUCAAGGGACCUAAAUGUGUGCAAGCAAAACAUUCCCCACAGCGCCAUCUUGUACCAUUGAGACCAGGCAGGAUGCUGACUCUGCCAUGAGCAUGACGCUACAGAAAUCGUCUUUCGACGGACCAGGCGAUGUUUCCACUCCUCAAAUUGUCCAGUGUUGUUGAUCGCUUGCCCACUGGAACCUCUUCCUCUUGUUCCUCCUGAUGGGAGUAGAACCCGGUGUUGCAAUAGAACCAUCCGUGACAAAGACCGACGAGUUGUGCGUUUCCGAGAUGCUGUUCUGCACACCACUGUUGUACUGUGUCGUUAAUUGUCUGUUUGUGGCCCGCCUGUUAGCUUGUACGGUUCUUCUUCGACCUCUCAUCAAUGAGCUGUUUUCACCCACAGGACUGGAUGUCUGACUGGAUGUUUUUGUUUGUCGCACCAUUCUUGGUAAACCCUAGACACUGUCAUGUGUGAAAAGCCCAGGAGGGCAGCCGUUUCUGAGAUACUGGAUCCGGCGUGCCUGGCACUGACGAUCAUAUCACGCUCAUAGUCUCUUAGGUCGUUUAGCCCAUUCUGACGUAAAAUGCUGCCCGUGUGUCUGCUGCCCGUGUGUCUGCUGCUGUUGUGUCUGCUGCUGUUGUGUCUGCUGCUGUUGUGUCUGCUUCCGUUGUGUCUGCUGCCGUUGUGUCUGCUGCCGUUGUGUCUGCUGCCCGUGUGUCUGCUGCCAUUGUGUCUGCUGCCAUUGUGUCUGCUGCCCGUAUGUCUGCUGCUGUUGUGUCUGCUGCUGUUGUGUCUGCUGCUGUUGUGUCUGCUGCCCGUAUGUCUGCUGCUGUUGUGUCUGCUGCCCGUGUGUCUGCUGCUGUUGUGUCUGCUGCUGUUGUGUCUGCUGCCCGUGUGUCUGCUGCUGUUGUGUCUGCUGCUGUUGUGUCUGCUGCCCGUGUGUCUGCUGCCCGUGUGUCUGCUGCCCGUGUGUCUGCUGCCCGUGUGUCUGCUGCCCGUGUGUCUGCUGCCCGUGUGUCUGCUGCCCGUGUGUCUGCUGCCCGUGUGUCUGCUGCCCGUGUGUCUGCUGCCCGUGUGUCUGCUGCCCGUGUAUCUGCUGCCCGUGUGUCUGCUGCCCGUGUGUCUGCUGCUGUUAUGUCUGCUGCUGUUGUGUCUGCUGCUGUUGUGUCUGCUGCUGUUGUGUCUGCUGCCCGUGUGUCUGCUGCUGUUGUGUCUGCUGCUGUUGUGUCUGCUGCCGUUGUGUCUGCUGCCGUUGUGUCUGCUGCCGUUGUGUCUGCUGCUGUUGUGUCUGCUGCCGUUGUCUGCUGCUGUUGUGUCUGCUGCCGUUGUGUCUGCUGCCGUUGUGUCUGCUGCCGUUGUGUCUGCUGCCGUUGUCUGCUGCCGUUGUGUCUGCUGCCGUUGUGUCUGCUGCCCGUUGUGUCUGCUGCCCGUUGUGUCUGCUGCUGUUGUGUCUGCUGCUGUUGUGUCUGCUGCUGUUGUGUCUGCUGCUGUUGUGUCUGCUGCUGUUGUGUCUGCUGCUGUUGUGUCUGCUGCUGUUGUGUCUGCUGCCGUUGUGUCUGCUGCCGUUGUGUCUGCUGCCGUUGUGUCUGCUGCCGUUGUGUCUGCUGCCCGUAUGUCUGCUGCUGUUGUGUCUGCUGCCCGUAUGUCUGCUGCCCGUAUGUCUGCUGCCGUUGUGUCUGCUGCCGUUGUGUCUGCUGCCGUUGUGUCUGCUGCCGUUGUGUCUGCUGCCGUUGUGUCUGCUGCCGUUGUGUCUGCUGCCGUUGUGUCUGCUGCCGUUGUGUCUGCUGCCGUUGUGUCUGCUGCCGUUGUGUCUGCUGCCGUUGUGUCUGCUGCCGUUGUGUCUGCUGCCGUUGUGUCUGCUGCCGUUGUCUGCUGCCGUUGUGCCUGCUGCCGUUGUGAUCCACUUUUGUGAACAUGGUGUUGUACCUAUUAAACUGGCUGGUAAAACACAGGAACAUCACGUUUUUGACUACACUGGGCCUUUAUAUAAAAAUACAAAACAUUCAGAGUAGAGUUUAUACAACUGGACUUUCUGUGUGUAUUAUCAUUUUGGAAGAAAGCUGUCCGUUAUGUGAAUACUGGAGGGGUUUGUUUGAAACCAGAGAGCAAGACCACAGGCUUUCUGUUAUCAGUGUGUUUGGAAUGAUUUCUUCUCUCUGAUAGGAGGGGAAGCACAGAGCUACUCUUCUGCUUCGUAUCCAUUCCCUCAGCUAUGUAACCUAUUGACUGUGUACCAAAGUGGCGUUGCUCUUCAAUGUUAUUAAUAAGAAUAAUUAGAUGGGGGUUUAUUUCUUCUAUUUCACACAUGUACAAGACUGUAUUAUUACACAUGUGAAUUGGAAAUGUAUUUUUUGCACAUCCCAACUCCCCCUGAGACACAGCCUCAGAGUGUGGUCAAGGCCUGGGAUAUCAGCCAUUAAUGAUGGUGACCCUGGACAACUCCCCCUGAGACACAGCCUCAGAGUGUGGUCAAGGCCUGGGAUAUCAGCCAUUAAUGAUGGUGACCCUGGACAACUCCCCCUGAGAUACAGCCUCAGAGUGUGGUCAAGGCCUGGGAUAUCAGCCAUUAAUGAUGGUGACCCGUGACAACUCCCCCUGAGACACAGCCUCAGAGUGUGGUCAAGGCCUGGGAUAUCAGCCAUUAAUGAUGGUGACCCGUGACAACUCCCCCUGAGACACAGCCUCAGAGUGUGGUCAAGGCCUGGGAUAUCAGCCAUUAAUGAUGGUGACCCUGGACAACUCCCCCUGAGACACAGCCUCGGAGAGUGUGGUCAAGGCCUGGGAUAUCAGCCAUUAAUGAUGGUGACCCUGGACAACUCCCCCUGAGACACAGCCUCAGAGUGUGGUCAAGGCCUGGGAUAUCAGCCAUUAAUGAUGGUGACCCUGGACAACUCCCCCUGAGACACAGCCUCAGAGUGUGGUCAAGGCCUGGGAUAUCAGCCAUUAAUGAUGGUGACCCUGGACAACUCCCCCUGAGACACAGCCUCAGAGUGUGGUCAAGGCCUGGGAUAUCAGCCAUUAAUGAUGGUGACCCUGGACAACUCCCCCUGAGACACAGCCUCAGAGUGUGGUCAAGGCCUGGGAUAUCAGCCAUUAAUGAUGGUGACCCUGGACAACUCCCCCUGAGACACAGCCUCAGAGUGUGGUCAAGGCCUGGGAUAUCAGCCAUUAAUGAUGGUGACCCUGGACAACUCCCCCUGAGACACAGCCUCGGAGAGUGUGGUCAAGGCCUGGGAUAUCAGCCAUUAAUGAUGGUGACCCUGGACAACUCCCCCUGAGACACAGCCUCGGAGAGUGUGGUCAAGGCCUGGGAUAUCAGCCAUUAAUGAUGGUGACCCUGGACAACUCCCCCUGAGACACAGCCUCAGAGUGUGGUCAAGGCCUGGGAUAUCAGCCAUUAAUGAUGGCGACCCUGGACAACUCUGGAUAACAAUUCGAGCCAGCGACCUUACUGGCCCAACACUCUUAACCGCUAGGGUUCCUGCCUUUCAGUGUUCCUCCUUAAUGUACUGUGAGCAGGACUUGAUGCAGGGCUUGAUGCAGGGCUUGAUGCAGGGCUUGAUGCAGGGCUUGAUGCAGAACUUGAUGCAGGGCUUGAUGCAGAACUUGAUGCAGGGCUUGAUGCAGGGCUUGAUGCAGGGCUUGAUGCAGGGCUUGAUGCAGGGCUUGAUGCAGGGCUUGAUGCAGGGCUUCAUGCAGGGCUUGAUGCAGAACUUGAUGCAGGGCUUGAUGCAGGGCUUGAUGCAGAACUUGAUGCAGGGCAUGAUGCAGCCAAUGCUACCUGCUUGUUUAGAAGUCUGCUUUUCAGAAGCAAUGUGCCUUUAACAGUAUGCUUGAAAAUAAAUACACGUGACUCUGGAUGAAAACAUAAUGAUGUGUGUUUCCAACAUUAGGGCUGUUUUCCUAAAGAAGUUAGAUUUAGUUCCGUGUUUUGCUUCCUUGCUUGUGUCUUCCCGGCCCUAUGAGUUACCUGUUAUUGUGUCCCAAAUGGCACCCUAUUCUCUGUAUAGUGACCUAUAUUUGACCAGGACUCAUUGGGAAUAGGGUACCAUUGAGAACUAAAAGUUACUUAGUUAGAGCUAUUGAGAUUAUCGCUGCAAAAGUGGAUGCUAGUUUUCCUACACUAACCUCAAUGUAAUCAACUGUCACAUUCCAAUAUGCAGAGAACUCUGUAACAAGUCGUAAAAUACACCAAGAAGUGGAUUUUGAACUAUUUUUUAAUGAUGGUUACCUUUUCACAGUUGAUGUAAAAUGGGUAAUUCUGUAUGACAUUCUUACAACAACAAAAUGUUCCUAUGCUGUUUAUCUUGUUGUAGAGUAUUGAAACGGAAGAGUUAAUUGCAACCAUACCAAAGCCAAAUCUUUUUUUUAACUCAACGUUAUUAUAUUAUUCAGUUUAGAUGAAGUUAAACCAUCUCAAAAGUGUUGUCAGUGUCCAUAUUGUGAUGCUCUCUUUAAGCCAAAUCCACGUAAAGGAAGUGCUUGUUCCUGAAUUGCAGGGAUGUUUUACGCAGUCUAUGGUUUUCUUGAUGUUUUUAAAACGACUGUUUGCUGCCUUUGUCUUUUCAUAAAUCAUACCAGCCUUUAUAAAAUGUUCCUUUAUGUGCCAGGAAGUGUGCCUUAACACUGGAUGAAUUAAAUAUAUUUCUUCAUA
Messenger RNA from Oncorhynchus kisutch (coho salmon), 10594 nucleotides. RefSeq names its product ATPase phospholipid transporting 10A (gene atp10a). Gene Ontology annotation, biological process: phospholipid translocation. The record is from RefSeq and is a predicted model, not a curated record. Bases 391 to 5160 code for a protein of 1589 amino acids. The transcript has 21 exons. Gene Ontology annotation, cellular component: plasma membrane. Gene Ontology annotation, molecular function: magnesium ion binding; ATP binding; ATPase-coupled intramembrane lipid carrier activity. NCBI's taxonomy places the organism in Eukaryota, Metazoa, Chordata, Actinopteri, Salmoniformes, Salmonidae.